Messenger RNA from Ectocarpus siliculosus, 938 nucleotides. Lineage: Eukaryota; Phaeophyceae; Ectocarpales; Ectocarpaceae. The record is from the annotation of a GenBank genome assembly.
GGGCACCAAACACAGGCAUUACUAGGGAGGAGGGAGCGUCGAACGGGGCAGCUCGUGCUCUCUACGCAACGAAACAGUCGGCAAUCAUGUUCUCCCGUGCAGCAAUGGAGGCGGCUCGGGUUGCACGGUCCGUCCCGUUGAGAGCUCGCGUGGCUGCGGCGGCCAGCGCAGCGGCAGGGGCCGCGGCGGUGGGAGGCGCGACGGUGCUCUGCGACGAUGCCGUGCACACGGUGGAGUACGACUGGCCGCACUCGGGGUUCCUGCAGACCUUCGACCACGCAGCAAUCCGCCGAGGGUGGCAGGUGUACCGGGAGGUCUGCUCGACCUGCCAUUCGAUUAAGUUCGUCGCCUUCCGCAACCUCAUCGGGGUUUCCCACUCGGAGGCCGAGGUUAAGAAGAUCGCGGCAGAGUUUGAGGUAGAGGACGGGCCCAACGACGAGGGCGAGAUGUUCGAGCGCCCCGCCAAGCCUUCCGACCGCAUCCCCGGCCCGUACAAGAACGAGGCCUCCGCGCGCGCGGCCAACAACGGGGCCUACCCGCCGGAUCUCUCGCUCGUGGUGAAGGGGCGCCACCUGGGGCACCACUACGUGAUGUCCCUCCUGACGGGCUACACCGAGGCCCCCGUCGGCAAGGACCUCCUGCCCGGCCUUCACUACAACCCCUACUUCCCCGGGACGUCUAUCUCCAUGCCCCCUCCGCUCAUGGACGGUCAGGUCGAGUACCCGGACGGGACACCAGCCACCGUAUCCCAGAUGUCCAAGGACGUGACCACCUUCCUGGCGUGGUGCGCCGAGCCGGAGAUGGACGAGCGCAAGCGCAUGGGCAUGAAGUGGUGCUCGGCCAUGUUCCUCGGCCUGGCCCUGUCCAUGUACUACAAGCGCUUCCGGUGGUCGCCGCUCAAGACCCGCAAGAUCACCUACCACGACAUCAACCGCUAA